AACUCUUAUCAAGGCUUGUAUAUACAUCAAUUUCUGGGUGCAUUAUUUUGACACUGUUACACUAUCUAUUCUUCCAUUAUGACCCUCUUGAAUUGUUUUCCCCACUACUUGUUUGGAGUAUUUCUUAUGACUUGAGCUAUUUGUAUCUUCAUUUGCUUCCGUCUUUUCACCGUGCCAUUGAUCCAAAAAAUGUUGCCUUAUUACUUUUAAACUGAUAAAAAGAGAGUACAAUUUAUUGACAGCAAGCAGAUAUGGAAUCGAAUCGUUCGAGCAAGCAGUCCUCACUUGUUCCAUCCUUUCCUAAAGACUCUCGAGGCUCACUGGAAGUAUUCAACCCAUCUACUUACUCUACAAGACCAACUAACCCAGCUUUUCAGUCCCCAUCCACAUGGCAAAGCUGGGAUGAAGCGCGAAGUAAGCUUGAGCAGGUUACAGAAGAGGACUCAAAACUCGAGUCCAAUUCUAGUCAAACCAAGACCGAUGAGAUCACCUCAUGGAUGGCUCUGCCUGACCCAACUCCUGCUUCCCAAAAGAUUCCAACAAUAAACAGUUCAAAAGAGGAUGAUCAUCAAUUAAAGCUCAAAGGUUCUGGUACUGCCAAGGCUGAACAGAGAGCAGCUGAGUGGGGUUUAGUGCUUAAAACUGAUGAUGAAACUGGGAAGCCACAGGGUGUCAAGGUCAGGACUUCAGGUGGAGAAGAACCAAAUCCUAAACCUGAAAGCUCGAGGAAGGAGUCGGGUGGCUCAGUUCGGAGUUCAGGUGAUUCAUCUGACGGUGGCCUCACUAGGAACAUCCCAAGAGUGUCUGAAGAUUUGAAGGAUGCCUUGUCAACAUUUCAGCAAACAUUUGUUGUGUCAGAUGCUAGCAAACCCGAUUACCCAAUUCUGUAUGCCAGUGAAGGGUUCUUCAAGAUGACUGGAUAUAACUCCAGAGAGGUUAUUGGCAGAAACUGCCGGUUUUUACAGGGAGCAGAAACAGACCCAGAAGAACUGGAUAAAAUUAGAGAAUCAUUACUCAAGGGUACCAACUACUGUGGGAGGUUGCUGAAUUACAAGAAAGAUGGCACGCCUUUCUGGAACCUUCUAACAAUGACACCCAUCAAAGAUGAAACAGGAAAAGUCCUUAAAUACAUAGGGAUGCAAGUGGAGGUAAGCAAACACACAGAGGGUUCCAAGGAUAAGAUGGUCCGUCCCAAUGGAUUACCAGAAUCCUUGAUCAGAUACGAUGCUCGUCAGAAAGACAUGGCAUCCAAUUCAGUCAAUGAGCUAGUGCAGGCAGUGAAAAGGCCCCGGUCACUAAGUGAAUCAGGGAAUCGACCCUUUAGGAGAAAAUCAGGUGGUGCUGAUGAAAAAGACGGUACAAAGUCUCAGAUGAGGAGAAACUCAGAACAUGUGCCUCCAGCUAGACGCAUGUCAUUGGAACGACUUAGUGAAGUGCCUGAAAAGAAACCUAAAAAAUCUGGACGCCGUUCAUUCAUGGGGAUUUUAAAGAAAAGUAAGCCCAGCGAGGAGCCUAUUAAUGAUGAAGAAACUUUUGAUGAUAAAGGAAGCACUGAUGAUGAUGAUUAUGGUUUUGAUUAUGAUGAUACAAGACCUGAUAGUGUAGAUGAUAAAGUAAGGAAAAAGGAAAUGAGAAAGGGUAUUGAUCUUGCUACCACUCUUGAACGUAUAGAGAAAAACUUUGUCAUCACCGAUCCAAGGCUUCCUGAUAAUCCCAUUAUAUUUGCAUCUGAUAGUUUCUUAGAGCUGACAGAGUACAGUCGUGAAGAAAUUUUGGGAAGAAAUUGCAGGUUCCUCCAGGGGCCUGAAACUGAUCCAGAAACAGUACGUAAAAUCAGAAACGCGAUAGACAAUGAGUCAGAUGUUACUGUUCAGCUGAUUAACUACACAAAGACUGGGAAAAAAUUCUGGAAUGUGUUCCAUCUACAGCCCAUGCGUGACCAAAAGGGAGAAGUCCAAUACUUUAUCGGGGUACAGCUAGAUGGUAGUCAACAUGUUGAGCCACUUCAAAACAGUAUUCCGAUAGCUACUGUUAUGGAGAGUGAGAAGCUGGUUAAAGAAACAGCAGAAAAUGUUGAUGUUGCAGUCAGAGAACUCCCAGAUGCCAACAAGAAACCUGAGGACUUGUGGGCGAAUCAUUCGAAGUUUGUACAAGCAAAGCCCCAUAGGAGGGAAUGUGCCUCAUGGAAAGCCAUUCAAAAGGUUGUUGAAAGUGGAGAACCGAUUGGCUUGAAACAUUUUAAACCAGUUAGGCCUCUUGGAGCGGGUGACACUGGAAGUGUGCAUCUGGUGGAAUUAUGUGGAACAGGUGAAUAUUUUGCUAUGAAGUCAAUGGAUAAAAGUUCUAUGCUCAACCGUAAUAAGGUACACAGAGCUAUUGCGGAAAGGGAAAUUCUUGACAUGUUGGACCACCCUUUUCUCCCUGCAUUGUAUGCUUCAUUUCAGACAAAAACACACAUUUGUCUGAUAACUGACUACUGCCCUGGCGGGGAGCUAUUUCUACUUCUGGAUAGACAGCCAACAAAGGUCCUGAAGGAAGAUGCAGUGAGAUUUUAUGCAGCGGAGGUGAUUGUUGCAUUGGAAUACCUUCAUUGCCAAGGUAUAAUUUACAGGGACCUAAAGCCAGAGAAUAUCCUUAUUCAGGGCAAUGGCCAUAUUGCUUUGACGGAUUUUGAUUUAUCGUGUCUAACAUCUUGCAUGCCACAGUUGCUGCUUCCAGAGGUAAACGAAAAGAAAAGGCAACACAAGACUCAACAAAAUCCUAUAUUUUUGGCUGAGCCUAUGCGAGCAUCAAAUUCAUUUGUAGGGACAGAGGAAUACAUAGCUCCAGAAAUUAUCGGUGGGGCAGGGCAUACGAGUGCAGUGGAUUGGUGGGCUUUAGGGAUUCUGAUAUAUGAGAUGCUUUAUGGGUAUACACCUUUCCGUGGUAAAACGAGGCAAAAGACAUUCACCAACGUGCUUCAAAAGAAUCCUAAGUUUCCUGCAAGUAAACAAGUGAGUCUCCCUACCAAACAGCUGAUUUAUCAGUUGUUGCAGAAAGACCCCAAGAGCAGAUUGGGGGCAUAUGAAGGUGCAAAUGAAAUUAAGCGUCAUCCAUUCUUCCGUGGAGUCAAUUGGGCUCUUGUUCGUUGCAUGAAAGCUCCUGAGCUAGAAGUUCCAUUCUCCACUGACCCAGAAAAGGAAGCAAAAAUCAUGGACCCUGAAAUGCUAGAUCUCCAAACUAAUGUCUUCUAGAGGGAUGCUUCAUUUAAAGAGCUUUGUUAUUAUUUUAUACACUAUUUACUUCUAGAAAAUAGAUAAUAAUAUCAUAAUUUGUUACUUUAGGAGAAAGGGGAAAAUGAGAUUUGUUCAUCUGUUUUUUGCUUUUAGUAUGAAAAAUGUAUGUUUAAUUGUUGGUUUGUUCAGAUUAAUAAUUUAAUUUUUUGUUCGAUCU
Molecule: messenger RNA, 3432 nt
Organism: Spinacia oleracea (spinach)
Lineage: Eukaryota; Viridiplantae; Streptophyta; Magnoliopsida; Caryophyllales; Amaranthaceae
Product: phototropin-1
Exons: 22
Coding region: 252-3233 (993 amino acids)
Biological process (GO): protein phosphorylation
Molecular function (GO): protein kinase activity; ATP binding
Source: RefSeq, a predicted model, not a curated record